Paramormyrops kingsleyae is the source of this 1467-nucleotide messenger RNA. Lineage: Eukaryota; Metazoa; Chordata; Actinopteri; Osteoglossiformes; Mormyridae. The record is from RefSeq and is a predicted model, not a curated record.
GUUCCGCAUGAUCAGCUAACAAGGUGUCCCCGACCUCGUCCGGUGGCGUGAUCCACGUGUACGCCGACAGCAGCUCAGAGAAGACCAGCGGCAGCUUCAUCCCCUACUGCUCCAUGGCUCAAGCACAGCUCUGUUUCCAUGGACACCGUGAUGCUGUCAAGUUCUUCGUCUCUGUUCCAGGCAAUGUGUUGGCCACCCUGAAUGGCAGUGUACUGGACAGCCCCACAGAGGACCCUAACUCAUCAGCACCCCCAGAGGCUGAUGAUAAGGCUAUUCACAAUGCAUUGGUGCUGAGUGGUGGAGAAGGCUACAUUGAUUUCCGUAUAGGGGAUGGAGAAGACGAUGACACUGAAGAAGGCCCUGAAGAGGCCCCACAGAUCAAGCCGGCACUGUCAAAGGCUGAGAGGAGUCACAUCAUUGUAUGGCAGGUGUCUUAUGUACCCGAGUGACACCGGAAUGGGCAUAUGGCCCCUCCCUCCCUGUGUCUAACCCCCACCUUGACAUGCAUGUCCUCUCCACUUCACUAAACCAUAAUCAUCAGUUAACCCAACUGGCGAACCGCCAAACAUAAUACCCUAUCUUCAAAAAAUGAAGCUGCUGUGUCUUUCUGUACUGACACUAUACAGCCUGUUCGCAGUCAGACAGCACACCACCUGACAGACUAUACUGCCCCCUUGUGGCCAGUUGUAAACAGCUUGUGGGCCCCAUCAGUUCUCCCAGCCUGGUAAUGGAGAAGUAGCCGUCCUUCUUAGGCCACCCCGCUCUCAGGCCCGUUCCGGUUCACGUAUGCCCAGAACAAUUCAUCACUCUCAAGCCAAGCAACUCUUAGAAUUCCGCAUGCGCAAAAGAGAAUCAAAUAAAGGAAUAAAAUGAUCAUGUAACACGUUGCCUUAGUACUGUUUUAAUCCUGAUGUGAAUGCAUUUCAUGUAUCCAGAAUGAAUAACACAACAGAAAAUGCGGUAGACGUUAUAACUAUAAGAAUGUUUGUCUUGGCACGACUUUAUAAUAGACAACAGCUGAUGUCAAUAAAAAUGCUAUUUGGGUUUUUGUUGUGUACAUGUCUAUGCAUAAACAGUAAAAUGUUGUAGAGGAAACAAAUAUAAUGAAGAUAUUAAAUGUUUAGAUUUAUAAUACAUUGACAAUCAUGAAACCUAGAUCGUGCAGAAAUAUAUGCAUAGGACAUUUUUUCCCAAACACGUUAAACAGCUAAACUUCACUUUGAAAACUUGUGAAACGGAUAAAGAUCAUCUUUGACUGUUCUCUGCGCAUGCGUCAUCCCAGCCAGAAGGGGGCCGAGAGCAGCAGACCGGGGCCUGAGAAGGGCAGCUGCAGCCGUGUAUUAAUGUGUUAAUGAUGUAAAACUUCCCAUAAGUAAAGUGGCAAUGCUAUUGCUACAGCUAUAAGCUGUAAAGGCACUCCUACUUAUCUGCAUCCCUUCCACCCACCAUGUAUUAAACUCAUCAAAA